AUGCUGGCGACUGCGCAGGGCUGGAACGACGCAGAGAAGGCCCUGCAGCUGGCGACGGCGCUGCGUGGCCAAGCUGUGGAAGUGCUUGGCCACUUGUCGCCAGCUCAGCGUGCCUCGUAUCAGGGUGUGGCUGAGGCGUUGAAGCGGCGCUUUGGACACCACCUUCAGGCUGAGGUGUACCGUGCUCGCCUGAAGAGGAGGACGCGUGGGCGGGACGAGACGCUGUCGCAGCUGGCGCAGGACAUGGAGGCGCUGGUAAGGAGGGCGUACCCAGCGGCCCCGGAAGAAAUGAUUGUGGUGCUGGCUCGCGACUCGUUCGUAGACGCCCUGAAUGACCAGCAGUUGCAGAUCUACGUCAAGCAGGCGCACCCUGGGGACCUGCAGGUGGCGUUGGCGAGGGCCUUGGAGUUCGAGGCCUUCAUGAAGACAUCGGGCAGCUCUGCAGCGGCCGCCCAGCCCCGACGGGACCUCCAGGGCCGGAAGGCGACGGUGGAGAAGAAGGCGGCGUCGAGGGAGGCGAGCCCGGAUGGGUUCCGUGGCUCCUGCUGGAGUUGUGGCGAGAGGGGGCACAAGCGCAGUCAGUGUUCGAGGGGGCGAAGGACGCGUUCCCUCGACCGGCUGAGCUCCGACGCCUUUCAGCCCUGCUGCAAGGAGUGUGGCAAGUCAGGCCACCGUGGAAGCGCCUGCCCCAAGCCGAAGGAAGUGGCGCAGGCGGGAAACUCCGACAGGCUGGAGAAGGGGGCCAACACCCAGCCGUCGGUCCCCGGGCCCCGUGCUGUGUAA
Molecule: messenger RNA, 783 nt
Organism: Portunus trituberculatus (swimming crab)
Lineage: Eukaryota; Metazoa; Arthropoda; Malacostraca; Decapoda; Portunidae
Exons: 1
Coding region: 1-783 (260 amino acids)
Molecular function (GO): zinc ion binding; nucleic acid binding
Source: RefSeq, a predicted model, not a curated record